UGCAACGAAAUUUUUAUUGAAAUUGAAACAUGACCAAAACAAUUAAUAUUAAUUAAUUAAUUUUCGAUAUUUUUAUAAAUAGGGUUUUUGCGUGUCGAAAAGUUAUGUAUUUGUAUUAUAUUGGUUGCUCUUAUUUUUGUUAAUAAAAAGUAGUUUAAAAAUUUGUUUUUUUUUUAAUAAAGCAAACUCAUCACAAAAUUGGUAUACCUCAACAACAGAUUAUAAAAAUGACAACGGUCGAGCGCAGAAAUAAAAAGAAUGAAAUUAGAUGGCUCCCAAUAAAUAUAUUAGAAUCAAAAAAUUUGUUUAAUUAUGCAAUUAUAAUUUUGAAUACUGAAUUAAAAGUUCCACCAGAAAUAACAAGAAGUCUUUGGAAUAAUGCUAAAGUACGGAUCACUGUUGAUGGUGGAACAAACAGGUGGCUAUAUUUUCUUAAAAAUUUCUGUCAAGAUAUAGAAAUGAAACCGCCAGAUUUUAUUACUGGAGAUUUUGAUUCAGUUGAAAAAGAUACAUUGGAUUUUUUUUACAAUAGUUUAAAAAUGCACACACCAAAUCAAAAUGAAACAGAUUUUACAAAAAGUUUACGGGUAUUACAAAAAGAAACGGAUGGCGUACCUGAUAUAAUAGUAAUACAGGAAAAUGCUGGUCGUUUUGAUCAAAUUAUGGCUAAUUUAAAUACAUUAUUCAAAGCUAAAGAAAUCCUGCCAUCAAAAGUAUUUUUAUUGAGUAGUAACUCAUUGUCAUGGCUUUUAAAACCUGGAAAACAUUCCAUUGAAAUACCGGCGGAUUUAGUAUCGGGACAACGUUGGUGUUGCUUGAUUCCAAUUAAAAACCAAUGUACAGUAACUACUGAUGGUUUAAAAUGGAAUUUAGAAAAUAGCUUAACACAAUUCGGAGGAAUGGUUAGUACUUCAAAUACUUAUGCAAGAGACUUAGUAGAAGUGAAUACAGACGAAACUAUUUUAUGGUCAAUGGGUGUUUAUAGCUUUUUAGAUUAACUCUUUUAUAGUAAAAACGUAAAAUAUAUUUAAUAAUUUAUGAGAUACUUAAAUAGUUACAUUAAAAAAAUUAUAAACAUGUAUAUUGGGAUGUAUUUAUAUGUAUACACUUUAAUAUUCAGCUUUUCAUUAU
Messenger RNA from Condylostylus longicornis, 1131 nucleotides. RefSeq names its product thiamin pyrophosphokinase 1. The transcript is spliced from 5 exons. The coding region runs from base 228 to 998 and encodes 256 amino acids. Lineage: Eukaryota; Metazoa; Arthropoda; Insecta; Diptera; Dolichopodidae. Gene Ontology annotation, molecular function: thiamine diphosphokinase activity; ATP binding; thiamine binding. The record is from RefSeq and is a predicted model, not a curated record. Gene Ontology annotation, biological process: thiamine metabolic process; thiamine diphosphate biosynthetic process.